Molecule: messenger RNA, 2347 nt
Organism: Oreochromis niloticus (Nile tilapia)
Lineage: Eukaryota; Metazoa; Chordata; Actinopteri; Cichliformes; Cichlidae
Gene: rbfox1l
Product: RNA binding fox-1 homolog 1, like
Exons: 12
Coding region: 349-1491 (380 amino acids)
Biological process (GO): regulation of alternative mRNA splicing, via spliceosome; nervous system development
Cellular component (GO): nucleus; cytoplasm
Molecular function (GO): mRNA binding
Source: RefSeq, a predicted model, not a curated record
CUGCAUGAUCAACUGAUGGACACACAGAAGCUCACUGGCUUUCUCUUUCACUGCUCUAAAUCCCAUCUUUUCUGGGUGUUUUGGGGUUUCCCUUGUGUUUUCUUGCUUGACUUCAUUUUCGAGGUGAAGCAAAAGUCUUAAGCGUGGUCUUUUUUCCACCUCCCUCACUUUCUUGGAGUUUCUGUUUCCUUCAUUUGGGAUUUUUUCUCCCUUUUUUUUUUUUUAAAUUUCCAGCCGGAUCGCCUGCUCUUCUGUGUGUAGAUCAACCCUUCCUUUCCCCCUGCUCUCCUUUUCCUUUUCCUCCCAUUUUCCUCCGUUCCUCAUCUCCUCGUGUGUGGUUUUUGGGCUAUGCUCUCCUCACCCACUGUGAUCCUCCAGCCUUAUGGACUCCCCGUCUACCCACAGGCAACCACAUGCUACCCCAGCAUAGUUCAGGGGGCCCCCACUCAGGAGGCUGCCCCAGGCAGCGCAGACCCUGCCCUGCCUCAGGUCUAUGCCCCGCCUCCCUCUUACCCCCCACCAGGUCAAGGUCCCCCAACGUCCGCCAGCAGACUGCCAACUCUCGACUUUAGCUCUGCACAUCCGAGCUCAGAGUACCAGGAACAUCCCCAGCUCAGAGUCUAUCAGGGCCCUCAGCACGAUGGGGGCGACUCUCUGACAUCUGGCAACACGGAGGACUCUUUGGUCCCCGUGACCUCUGACCCCCAGUCUCUCAGUGUGUCCGUGUCAUCGGGGGGCGGGGCAGGAAGCGGUAGCGAGGAAGAGGGGUCAGGUAAGACCCAACCGAAACGCCUCCAUGUCUCGAACAUCCCCUUUCGCUUUAGAGACCCAGACCUCCGCCAGAUGUUUGGGCAAUUUGGCAAGAUCCUCGAUGUAGAGAUUAUCUUCAAUGAGAGGGGGUCAAAGGGCUUUGGAUUCGUCACUUUCGAGAAUGCCACCGAGGCUGACAGAGCAAGAGAAAAGCUGAACGGGACAAUCGUGGAAGGGAGGAAGAUCGAGGUUAAUAAUGCCACUGCACGAGUAGUUACCAAGAAACCCCAAACGCCUCUCGUGAACGGUGAAAUCUCAACUUCCGGUUGGAAGAUCAACCCGGUCAUGGGGGCCAUGUACGCGCCUGAGCUCUAUACAGUUGCCAGUUUUCCGUACCCUGUAGCGACUCCUACGCUGGCCUACCGCGGUUCAGCGCUGCGUGGUCGGGGUCGAGCUGUCUACAACACAAUUCGCUCCACUGCAACCACACCUGCCGCUGUCCCCACCUACCCUGGGGUUGUGUAUCAGGAUGGACUGUAUGGAGCAGAAGUCUAUGGCGGAUACCCUGCAGCAUACAGAGUGGCUCAGUCAGCAUCUGCUGCCACUGCGACCUACAGUGAUGGAUAUGGACGGGUUUACGCUCCAGAGCCCUAUCACCACUCAGUCGGACCAACAACAUAUGGGGUCGGUACAAUGGCCAGUUUGUACAGAGGAGGAUACAACCGCUUCACCCCCUACUGAGGCCCGGUGAAGGGCGGGGUCGUCGGGCAUCUCUGUUGAACUUUGGGACACUGCAGGGCAGAUUACAAUAAUCCUUAAGAACAACCUCGGAAAUGUGGCACACGAGGUGUCACCUCCUGUCUCCAUCACAACCUCUCCUCGGGAGACUAAACAGACUGAAGGUUAAAAUACUGUAGGACCCCCUUACCGUCCGCUCUGCUGGAGAAUACGUAGGAGACACUGUCGCUUGAAACCUUUUAAUGCUUUUUUUUAAUUUUAAGAAUGGAUAGGUGGUUAAAAAAAUACUGUGAGAUUCUUGUGUUUAAUAAUUUGGGAUUUUUUUUUUCAGGGGUCAAACUGUGCAAAAACACAUUUUGUACAAUUUUAAAUGAUUUAUUUUUGUUGGCAUUUAUCUACUGUUUUGAGUGUGUGUGAGUGCGUGUGAGUGGGAAUGUCUGUGAGUUUCAACAUCAAGAGAGAGAGUUGGCUGUGACACUGAUAUUGCAACUAAAAACACAAAAAUAAUGUUUAUCAGCUGGACUUAUUUUUAUUUCUAACAAUCUACCUCUAAAUCUACAUGUUUAGCUUUUCAUACAGCCGUUACAUUUAAUCCUUGAUUGCAGUUUCUUGAGUCCUUUCCUUUCUGUUCAUAAAUCCUAACACAGUGUAGUUUCUGUUUUCUGGCUUCACUCCUCGCUACCUUGCUUGAGCUUCGAUGACCGGAGGGUCACUGUCCUGUAUUUUGUCCCUCUUUUCUCCUUCAUUACUGUUAAAUGACUUCUUUUCUUGUAUCAGUUAGUUCUUCUUGGCUUUGUUUCACUCUUUUCUGCUUUGUUUGAUGUUUACCUCUGAAUAAAUCAGACUUUUUUCUCCUCUA